UCUGGACCGCUUCAUACCUGGUAAGGGUGCCCAGAAACCUGUUCUUUUCACCUGUGUUGUGCGAGGGAGUGGGUGGUAUUGCAUUUUUAUCUCUCUCUCGGUGUAUUUCAGGCACUUCAGUCAGCGCGGCUCACUUUCAGGCCUAUCUGCUGAAAGGCCUGGCGUGGUGGAACGAGGACCGUGCGGCACAAGCAGUGGAGGCAGCAGACCGUGAAAUGGUCUGCUACAGUGGCCAACUCCAGCACUCCGUCAAUGACCUGAGUGACAUUGUUUAUCACAAGAAGGUGGUUGAUGAUUAUACCCGGCCUGCGAAGUACACUGGUGAGCUCAUUGGUAUCCAGUACCUAUUUUCGCAGACCGUUCGAGUGCUGGAGGAAGUAAUGGGCAGGGAUCCCGACGCUCCGGAUGGGACUCAUACAGACGAUGACGACGACGACGAGGGCUUCCAAGAGGACGAGAGGCCGGUAGAGGAACCUCUGGACAACACCCUCUUCGGCCUUGAGGAGGACUUCGCCCGACAACCGUUGUCGUCUGACAAGUCCCAGUCGCGCCCUGCCAUCGGCGCCUCACAUUCUGGGCCAGCCGACCAGGAGACCUCCCCUGGAGACGAGGCCAUUCAAAGGGUGUCCCACGAGCAGUAUAGCCUUGGACCUGACACUGGCCCAGGUUACCAGCACGUGGUCAACCUGGCCUUAAGUCUCUUGAAACUGCGUCACCAGCCCUACAUGACACCGCAGCAAGUGGUGGAGAUCGUCACCCUCUGGGAACGAUUGCCGGAGGGCGACAAGGCCCCAGUUCGCUUCCCGCCAUGCCACCAGGAAAGACUGGUGAAGGGGAGGUUCCGACGCAAGCACUCGCAGACCAGUGUCACACUGGGAGUGGAGAGCUUGCGACGGUGUAUGGGCGGCCAAGGCAGCCAAGCCGCACAGAUGCCAAACAUCAGCCGCCUUGUGGAGACCGUUUGUAUAGAGCUGUCCAGGAUUCACCCCGAAGGAACCACCAUCUGCGGCGUGAGGGUGAACCGCUGGGCAGCUGUGAUGUGGGAUAUUAUACAUUCAUCCAACACACUCUGGCACAAUGGCACUACGCUCACACCAGGGAGCUGGUACGGCGGGCUCUGUAGAUGGCCGUGCCGUUACCAAGCAGCUCGGCCCUUGCUUCAGAGCCUGUCCCUGCAGUACGCCCACGACCCACGGGCCCCGAGCAGACCACUGCAGUUCCAUAACCCUCGGGGCCAGCCACCAUUGGGCACCCCCCCGUGCCACAUGAAGCACCCGUCACCCAGCCACUCCCCCCGCUGGCUGACACUGCCGCUCCUCCGCUUACACCGCCGCCGGCAGGACCCUCAGUACCCCGCACCACUGCCUGGCGGCGGAAGAAAAAGCAGGAGGUGGACGAGCUGGCACGACAACAAGGAAUCCCCCUCAAACAAAGGAAAAUGA
Molecule: messenger RNA, 1442 nt
Organism: Erpetoichthys calabaricus (reedfish)
Lineage: Eukaryota; Metazoa; Chordata; Cladistia; Polypteriformes; Polypteridae
Exons: 6
Coding region: 216-1442 (408 amino acids)
Source: RefSeq, a predicted model, not a curated record